AUGGGGUGGAGAUGUGGCUCUCUUUUGAGCCACAGCGCUCUCUGCAACAGAUUCCAGAGAAGCCAGACUGGGAUAUCACUCGGGCCCGCGCCCUGGGCAAACGCAGGGUCUCCGUGGGAAGCUCGGAGGUGGCGGGGACGCGAGGGCGGCGGGCGGGGAGCUGGCUCCCCUCCUCUGCUCGCUCCCCUCGCGAGGGCCAGGUCUCUAGCGCCGAGCACGCCGGGAGGCCAUCAGGGGCGGGCCCGCGGCGGGGCUGCCCUCCCCUCGGUGACGUCCCAGAGGGCGGAGGACCGCGCGCUGGCUCCGCGCCCUCCCCGCCUCCUCCGGGUGCCGGGUCCGACGGUCCUCGGGAGAUGCUGCUGCCGCCUUCGCAUUUGCUGUGCACGCUGCUACGGGUCAGUCCGCUCCACCGCCGUGGCGCCGCGGGGUGCGAGGUCGCACCCGAGCCGGGCCAUGCAGCCGGGAGCCGCGCUGCAGGCCAUGCUGUUGGCCGCGCUGCUGGCGGGGCCCCAGGGCGCCACCGGCCGCCUGCUGAGCGCCUCGGACUUGGACCUCGGAGGAGGACAACCAGUCUGCCGAGGAGGGACACAGAGGCCUUGUUAUAAAGUCAUUUACUUCCACGAUGCUUCUCGAAGACUGAACUUUGAGGAAGCCAACACAGCCUGCAGGAGGGAUGGGGCCCAGCUAGUCAGCAUUGAGUCUGAGGACGAACAGAGACUGAUAGAAAAGUUCAUUGAAAACCUCCUGGCGUCUGAUGGUGAUUUCUGGAUUGGGCUCAGGAGGCAUGAAGAGAAGCAAAGCAAUAGCACAGCCUGCCAGGACCUUUAUGCGUGGACGGAUGGCAGCACGGCAACAUUCAGGAACUGGUAUGUGGAUGAACCUUCGUGCGGCAGCGAGGUCUGCGUGGUCAUGUACCAUCAGCCGUCGGCACCUGCUGGCAUCGGGGGCCCCUACAUGUUCCAGUGGAAUGACGACCGGUGCAACAUGAAGAACAAUUUUGUUUGCAAAUAUUCCGAUGAGAAACCAACAGCUCCUUCUACAAAGCCUGGAGAUGAAAGAACAGAGCCAGCAACACCCACGCUUCCGGAAGAUACGGGGAAAGAAGAUGCCAGAGAGACAUUUAAAGGAAAUGACGAAGCCGCCUUGAAUCUUGCUUAUAUUCUAAUCCCCAGCACCAUCUUUCUCCUCGUGGUCAUCACGGUUGUCUUUUGGGUUUGGAUCUCUAGAAGGAGGAAACGGGAGCAGCCAGGCCCCAGCACGAAGGAGCAGCACACCAUCUGGCCCUCUCCUCACCACGGGGACAGCCCAGACCUCGAGGUUUACAAUGUCAUACGAAAACAAAGUGAAGCCGAUUUAGCUGAGACCCGGCCAGACCUGAAGAACAUCUCAUUUCGAGUGUGUUCGGGCGAAGCCACUCCCGAUGACGUGUCUUGUGACUAUGACAACAUAGCUGUGGACCCCUCCGAAAGUGGAUUUGUGACUCUGGCAAGCUUGGAGAGUGGCUUUGUGACCAAUGACAUUUACGAGUUCUCCCCAGACCGAACAGGGAGGAGCAAGGAGUCUGGAUGGGUGGAAAAUGAAAUAUAUGGUUAUUAGGACACAUGAGAAACACUUGAACGAACGGGAAUGGGAAAGAAAAGGGGAGCAAACUUCUCCUGUUUUCUAUGAGGAGAAGACUCAGAAAGUCUAUGAAAAUCUCUGAUCAGGUCGUGGGGAUGAGCAUGUGAUCUCCAUUAGCCCCUGUUGGAUCCCCAAGUUUGGCCAGAUCCCCUAUCCCCGAUUCUCCCCCAGAUCAACCUUAGAAAGCCUUGCCCGUGGUCAGGCACGUAGUAGAAGAUACCAGUUGAUGGGUUACUUCUGACUUUGAAGGGACCAUGCUUUCCUUGGCAGGGAGAAGGUUGUGGCUGUGGGACUCAGGAGUCCCACCUCUGGGUUCUCUGUUUCUUACUCUGUACAGCAGCACGUAUAAUCACAGCAAGACAGAAAUUACUAACUCUUUGCAAAGCCCAUGUCCUCUGUCAUCGGGCUGGCCUGUGCGUGGGUAAUUCUAAGGUCCAUUUUUUUCAAAGAAUCAAAUCAAAUCAAAAGCAGGAAGCAGAAUGUUAGUCUGUCUGUGUCUACAGCCCUUCCUCUGCCUGUGGCCUCAGGGGACCUCUUUUUCUUUCUCCUCACAUCCAAACUUGGAAAUAGCCAACUUGGAAAUAUUUGACAAACUGGGACUGAAAUCCCCAGUCUCGGCUUCCAGGCGCCGCUGCGUGCCCAGCCCCGGCAGUGCUCGUUACAGUGCUGGUGUGUGCGUUCGACCCAAGCACCAGCACAGUGUUGCCGGUGACGGUCCCCACUCCUCCUGUUUGUCGUAGGGACCGGCUUGAAUACUCUGGGACUCAGGUCUGCAGCAGAGUUUCUUGGCCCAACACCAGUUGUUUACAUGUUGAAGGUCUGAGGGCUUCUAUCUUGCUUUUUAGGCUUUCAUCUCUGUCUUAUUUUCUCACAGUUUGUCCUUUUGCCUCAUGUGUGGAGCCCGGAACCAGAGAGAGUUCGCUGGUCUGGGUCCCAGCAGUAUCACUGCCCAAUUACCCGCCACAGUGGGGCGGAGAGCGGGGUGGACGACAAACACGUCACUUAUGCCUGCUUCCAGGAAGUGCAUUUUGUGGACU
Molecule: messenger RNA, 2657 nt
Organism: Enhydra lutris kenyoni (northern sea otter)
Lineage: Eukaryota; Metazoa; Chordata; Mammalia; Carnivora; Mustelidae
Product: layilin
Molecular function (GO): hyaluronic acid binding
Source: RefSeq, a predicted model, not a curated record